Messenger RNA from Didymodactylos carnosus, 2877 nucleotides. NCBI's taxonomy places the organism in Eukaryota, Metazoa, Rotifera, Eurotatoria, Philodinida, Philodinidae. The record is from the annotation of a GenBank genome assembly.
AUGAAGUCGCUGAGUCUUUGUUUAUGUAGAUUACUUUAUUAUCGACAAGGAAAAAAGCAACAAUGUUAUUCUCAUUAUUUAUAUUCUAUUACGUUUACGCUAUCGAUAAUAUUCAAUUAUUUUAGUGGACUAAACAGUGUACAAGUGCCACGUUCGGCACGUUUGCUAGGCAAUUUGACAUUAGGAGGCUUAUUUCCAGUUCAUGAUUAUGGUGGUCGUGAUCCAUGUGGACCAAUUAGUGAAUUUCGAGGGAUUCAACGUCUUGAAGCAAUGUUAUUUGCAUUAAAACAGAUAAAUGAAGACCAUACUGUAUUGCCGAAUAUUACUUUAGGGGCAAUUCUAUUAGAUACAUGUUCGAAUGAUAAUUAUGCACUUGAAUCAAGUCUUGAAUUUGUUCGCAGUCGUUUGACAUCUACAUCAUAUUCAUGUUCAGACGGAACUAUUCCACAACCAAUUCAUAAUGAAAAUGUUGUAGGAGUAGUGGGUGCUUCAUUAAGUUCUGUUAGUGUGUAUGUUGCAAAUUUAUUACGUCUAUUUCAACUACCACAAAUAUCGUAUGCAUCCACAGCGCCAAAGCUGAGUGAACCAUCAUUUGACUAUUUUGCCCGUACAGUACCGUCAGAUUCAAAUCAAGCACGAGCAAUUGUUGAUAUAUUACAACGAUUAAACUUCACUUAUGUAAAUGUAAUUUAUUCUCAUGGAGAUUAUGGUGAGGGAGGAUUUCGAGAAUUUAAACGUUUAAUUAAAGAUCCAAUUGAUACAUCCGAUACGUCUGUCUGUAUUUCGGAUGAAUCACGUUUAUCACGUGAUCCUUCUAUUCAAAAAAUCGCCGAUUUAUUACAAACAAUGUUGUCGAGACCAAAAAUUGUUCGAGUCUACGUAUUAUUUUUAACAAAAGAUGAUGCGAAGAAACUAUUACAAGCAAUUAAAAAACAAAUUCAUUUAUAUAAUGAACAUAACCGUCCUGUUCUAAUAGCAAGUGAUGCAUGGGGUAAGGAAUCAUCGGUUGUAAUCAACGGUGAAACACAUGAUAUCGCAGUUGGUACAUUGACCAUUGAGUUAGUCUCAAAAGAACCAUCACAAUUUGAUCGUUAUUUCAAUUCAUUAAAACCAACAAAUCUAGCCUUAAAAAAUUUAUCUAAUUCAUCAUUAUCACGAAAUCCGUGGUUCAAUGAAUUUUGGGAACGUCGUUUUGGAUGUGAAUUAGAAAAAAAUAAAACAUGUUAUGAUCAAAUAUUAAAUGAAACAAAUUGGGAUUCAAAAUUACAAUUUAUUGUUGAUGCUGUUCGUGUAUUUGCUCACGCAUUACAUCGUUAUUUAAAUUGUUCAAAUAUUACAGAAACACCAUGCAAAAUUAGAGAUAUUAAUGGAACAAAGUUGUUUGAUAUCAUACUGAAUGGUACAUUUGACAUGCCUGAUGGACGUCAAAUUCAAUUCAAUAAAGAACGCUUUGUAACUGGUCAUUAUCGUAUUUAUAAUUUUCGUCGUCGUCUACCAUCAAAUUCAAAAAUUGACAUUUCAUCUUCAUCCUCAUCAUUGUAUGAUUACGUUUCAGUUGGUGAAUGGAAAUCUGGAUUAGAUAAAUAUGGUAUAUUGGAUUUGAAUAUUCCAUCAAUCAUCUGGCCUGGUAAUCAAUUAAGUACACACAUACCAAUCUCUCGUUGUAGCGAACCAUGUAAAUUAGGUGAAUUUCGUCAAAUUCAAGCUGAUAUUUGCUGUUGGGUUUGUACACCAUGUAGCAAUAAUUCUAUUGUGAUAGAAGGUGAAAAAUGUGUACAAUGUAAAAUUGGUUAUUGGCCAUCGACAAAUCGUACACAAUGUUAUAAAUUAAAUGAAACAUAUAUUGAAUUAUUAUCACCGCAAGCAUUGAUACCCAUAUGUAUAUCUAUUUUAGGAAACCUAUGUACAUUAUUUGUUGUAAUUUUAUUUUAUCGAAAACGUCAAACACCAGUGGUUAAAGCAUCUGGUAUAGAAUUAUGUUUUGUAAUGUUAUGUGGUAUACAUUUAAGUUAUUCAAUGACAUUACCAAUUAUAUUAAGACCCCAUUUAAUUACAUGUAUUAUACAACGAAUUGGAAUUGGUUUAGGAUUUGCCAUGAUGUAUUCAGCACUAUUGACUAAAACAAAUAGAAUAGCAAGAAUAUUUGAAAGUACAAAAAAACAAGGUACUUUACGCCCUCCGUAUAUUAGUCCAAAGAGUCAGGUUUUUAUUUGUCUAUGUUUAAUCAUAAUUCAAUUAUUAUUAUCAUUAUUAUGGUUAGCAUAUGAACGACCAAUUGUUAAUUUAAUACCUUAUGAAAGACUUGUUAUUGUUAAAUGUGAUACAAAUAAACAUUCAUUUUUACUUUCAUUAAUUUAUAAUGCCCUUCUAAUUACUAUUUGUACAGUGUAUGCUGUUAGAACACGAAAAGUACCAGAAAAUUUCAAUGAAACAAAAUUUAUUGGUUUUACAUGUUAUACAACUUGUAUUAUAUGGUUGGCAUUUUUACCAAUAUAUUAUACAGCGUACGAUAAUGGACGACAUCAGGUUCAUAUAACCACGUUGUGCAUAACAAUAUCGUUAUCAGCUACUGUGGCAUUGGUCUGUUUGUUUUCUCCAAAAGUUUAUAUUAUACUAGUGCAUCCAGAGAAAAAUAUGAGAUUAACAAAACAGUUAAGACCAACCCUGAAUAGUUUAAAAUUUGCAGCACAAAUACCACAUCGUGACGAACAUAUAACAGCCACAGGAUCAAAGACAAAUAACGCUAACGAUAAUACAAAUCAUGUGUCACAAGCAGCAAUAGCAACAAGUCCAUUGAUUAAACAAACCGAUAUUGUAUUAAAAAAUAACAGCAGUAAGAAUGUUGCCCGACUAAAUAAACAGGGAUCUAAGCAGUGA